CCAUUCAAGCCGUCUCCAGCCAUUAUUAGUCUCAAAGUGGGUUUCUCGUCAUCGAAACUGUAUUGUAAGUCACGGAAAGUUAAAGCAAUGUGAUACCCGACAUCAUGUGAUUCGUGUUAUCUUAGUAUAGGCGGGGCUAAAAGAGAAAGUUCCAAGAGUUUCGUCACACUAAUCUUAAAGUUACAAACGGUAACAUUAACCUAGAAUAUAUAUAUUCUAGAGAAGGAAAAUGGCUUACACUGUUCAGAAGAUGCCAGCAUACCAGGAUGUAGAUGGCUUCAGAUUGACUGCCAUGUUCUCCCCCGAUAUAUUUCGAGCAGCUUUGCAGUAUCAACCUAGAGCAGACGACCUUUUCAUCGUUACAUAUCCCAAGUGUGGAACUACCUGGAUGCAGAACAUCGUUCUUCUUAUUUUGAACAAAGGAAUCCCUUUGACAGAUUUUCUCCAAUUUCAAAAAGCAACUCCUUUCUUAGAAAUGACAGGUCCCGAUUCUGCAAAACACAUGAAACGUCCAGGAGCCAUAAAAACCCACCUACCGUUUCGCCUUCAGCCUUACUCUCCAGAGGCCAAGUAUAUUUAUGUUGUUCGAAACCCCAAAGACUGCUGCGUUUCGUUUUAUUAUCAUACAAAAAAUUCUCCUGGUUACCACUUUCAGGAUGGAACUUUCGACGACUUUUUUGAGAUUUUUAUCCGGGGUGAGACAGACUACGGGGAUUACUUUGACCACUUGUUAUCUUGGUAUGAACAUCGAAAUGAUCCUAAUGUUUUGUUUAUUACUUUUGAAGAAAUGAAAAUGGACAUGCGAACUGCGGUGUUGAAGAUAGCCAAGUUUCUUGGCAUUGAAUACGCAGAAAACUUAGAAAAUGACGACGACUUGUUGAAAAGAGUUCUAGUCUACAGCAGUUUUGACUAUAUGAGAAAAUCUCAUGAACAAAGUGUGAACGAGUUUUUUCACAAAGGUCUUGAUUCUAUAACAAAUGACCCAAACGUCCCAGAAGGACUAAAACACGUUAUUAAAAGCCUAAAGAACUCCGAGCAAUCAUCUGGGAAUAUCCCAAAUAUAAUAAGAAAGGGAAUAAUUGGAGACUGGAAGAAUCAUUUCACGGAGGAACAAUCACAACGAAUGGAUGACAUCUUUUUUGAAAAAACAAAAGGAACUGAGGUUCGAAAACUCUGGGAAGGCUUAGAAAAUGAAAUAUAGAUACUAAUCAUUUUAGAUGAAGUAAUUCAAUGGUGAUUGAUUAAAACUGGUUAGAUGAUAAAAUUUUAAAGAUGUCUGCUUACAUUGAAAUAUCUAAAUGUAUGAAAAUAACAACCUUUAUGUAAUAGGUAGCAAUACGUGUUAUGACAAUAAAGAGUAUCACAUA
Messenger RNA from Limulus polyphemus (Atlantic horseshoe crab), 1367 nucleotides. Its product is annotated as sulfotransferase 1C2-like. The transcript has 2 exons. Gene Ontology annotation, biological process: sulfation. Gene Ontology annotation, cellular component: cytoplasm. NCBI's taxonomy places the organism in Eukaryota, Metazoa, Arthropoda, Merostomata, Xiphosura, Limulidae. Gene Ontology annotation, molecular function: sulfotransferase activity. The record is from RefSeq and is a predicted model, not a curated record. The coding region runs from base 230 to 1201 and encodes 323 amino acids.